Euleptes europaea (tarantolino) is the source of this 1524-nucleotide messenger RNA. Its product is annotated as zinc finger protein 501-like. The transcript is spliced from 2 exons. The coding region runs from base 1 to 1524 and encodes 507 amino acids. Lineage: Eukaryota; Metazoa; Chordata; Lepidosauria; Squamata; Sphaerodactylidae. Gene Ontology annotation, cellular component: nucleus. Gene Ontology annotation, molecular function: DNA-binding transcription activator activity, RNA polymerase II-specific; RNA polymerase II cis-regulatory region sequence-specific DNA binding. The record is from RefSeq and is a predicted model, not a curated record. Gene Ontology annotation, biological process: regulation of transcription by RNA polymerase II.
AUGGACAAUCCUUCUCUCAACGCCGAUCCUGGUUUCUCACUGAGCCGCAGGCCUGGGACUGGCUCCGAGGGAUCGGAACAGCCGGUAUCCCCGGCAGACUGGAGCGACAGUGAGAAGGAGCCAGGCUCUGGUGGGAGCUCCCCAGGCCGCUCUAGGAAGACCUCCUUCCUCUGUGUCCCCUCCCCAAACGUCACCACCCAGGCCGCCAAGGAGAAGGUGGCCAAAGUGCAUCUCUUCUGGCUGUCCCGCUGCAGAGCCCAGCACCACCGGAAGCCACAGCCCAUGUCCCACCAGGUAGAGACACCCAUGACGGGCGUGAGAAAAGCUGGGCCUUCCCGAGGGAAGCGCCUCCAGUUGCAGGACGCCCAGGAGAAGGACGAGUCUGUGGAGAACCACCAGGAGGCAGGGGAGAAAAGGGACACCCCAGAGGACAUUGUGCAGCUGAUAGAUGAGCACGGCGUAUAUUCCUCUGCCAAGCUGGUGCCCGCCCCGGAAGCGGCCCUCCUCUCUCCCUACCCACAGCAGCUUUUGGCACGCAGUGGCCGGGAGGGGGAGGACUUUGAGAUCCGGGAGGUGAUUGUGGACGAGAAGCCCUUCCAGUGUGCCGUCUGCACCAAGGCCUUCAAACGGGCGUGGGAGCUGUUCAGCCACGAGGUAGUCCACAACGAGGAGCGCCCGUUCCGUUGCCAGCUGUGCCAGGCCUCAUUCAAACGUCACUCGGACUAUAAGAGCCAUGCCCUGGUGCACACCGAAGAGCGGCCCCAUCGCUGCGAGCUGUGCGGGAAGCGUUUCAAGCGAGCGUCCAACCUGGCGGAGCACCGCCGCAUCCACUCGGGCGAGCGGCCCCACCGCUGCUCGGCCUGCGUCAAGCGCUUCAAGACGCCCUACGAGCUGCAGCGGCACAUGCUCACGCACUGCUCCGAGCGGCCCUUUGCCUGCGCGGCCUGCGGGAAGGGCUUCGCGGCGGCGGGGGCCCUCCUCUUGCACCAGCGGCAGCACUGCGACGACAAGCCCCACGUCUGCGGCGUGUGCAGCAAGCGCUUCGCCUAUGGACACAGCCUGCGGGUCCACGAGCGGGUGCACACGGGUGACCGGCCCUUUUCCUGCGCCCUCUGCGGCAAGGCUUUCAAGCAGUCCAACGCCUUGGCCUCACACGAGCGGGUGCACACCGGGGAGCGGCCCUUCGCCUGCCCGACCUGCGGCAAAGCUUUCAAGCAGUCGUCCUACCUGGCCAUCCACGCCCGCUCGCACACUGGCGAGCGCCCCUAUUCCUGCGGGGCCUGCAGCAAGGCCUUUGCCCGGCCCUCGCUCCUCUUGCAGCACCAGCGGGUCCACAGCACCGAGCGGCCCCAUCGGUGCCAGCACUGCGGCAAGCUGUUCAAAGACCUGGCCUACUUAGCGGUGCACGAGAAGGUCCACACGGGGGAGACCCCCUACAAGUGCCCAGUCUGUCAGAAGGGCUUUGCACACCCCUCGAACCUGCUGCAGCACCAGCGGAUACACCGGGACGGAUCGCGAGAGUGA